Messenger RNA from Trichomycterus rosablanca, 1472 nucleotides. RefSeq names its product GTPase IMAP family member 9-like. The transcript has 2 exons. The record is from RefSeq and is a predicted model, not a curated record. NCBI's taxonomy places the organism in Eukaryota, Metazoa, Chordata, Actinopteri, Siluriformes, Trichomycteridae. Gene Ontology annotation, molecular function: GTP binding. Bases 358 to 1062 code for a protein of 234 amino acids.
UUAUUUUUACCUGAUCAUUUAUUAUUUACUCAAUGUGAUCAUUUCUCACAGAGAGCGUCUCUGUGUAUCGAUACGUUUGUACUUUAGAAAGCUGGAUCCAUCAUGUGUUUGCUGUGGCUGGUGCAAAUGUUCUCUAUCAAUUAUAGUACAUAUAAAAUACUACUUAUUAAAUUAGGCAUGUUGGAUCCUGAUCCGAAGCAGUCUUCUAACUUAAAGCAAAGAUGAUUGUGCUAAAUGGAAACAUCACUUAAAUAAAUUCAACAUCAAUUUCAGCUAAUUUAAAGUAAGCAACGACUGGAUAAUGCAACAAGACAUCUAUCCAAAGAACAAGAGCAAGUCCCAAAUGUUUGGUAGCUGAUGCUAAAGGUUUUUUACAUGGAAAUGGAGCGGCGUAUCGUUCUGCUGGGGAAGACCGGAUCGGGAAAGAGCGCUGUUGGAAACACCAUCCUCAAAGGCAGAUAUUUUGAAGUGAAAUCUUCUCCCUCAUCUGUGACAAAACAAUGUCAAAAAAAAACCGUCGAUCACAUCACAGUUGUCGAUACACCCGGAUUAUUUGACACAUCACUAACUGAAGAUCAGGUAAAGAGAGAAAUAGAGCGGUGCAUAGAUAUGUCACUUCCUGGUCCUCACGUGUUCCUGCUGGUCAUCAGUCUUGGCAGGUUUACAGAGGAAGAGAGGAACGCGGUGAAAUUGAUCCAGCAGAACUUUGGAGAAAAGGCCUCUGACUACACCGUCGUCCUGUUCACCCGCGCAGAUCAGCUCGAAAACAAACCCAUAGAGACGUUUAUAGAUGAAAAUAAUGAACUGAAGGACCUAGUUAUCAGCUGUGGAACUCGAUAUCACGUCCUUAACAACAACGACUCUGAUCCCUCUCAGGUUAAACACCUGAUGCAGAUGAUAGAAAAAAAAGUCAUUAGGAUAAAUGGUGGAAAGUGCUACACUAGUGAGAUGUAUGAGGAGGCUCAGAGAAAGAAAAACAGGGACGAUUUAUUUAAAAUAGGUUUAGUUGCAGUCGCAGUCACGACUGCAGCAGUACUUGGUUACCGUAAGUUUCUUUCCUGAUUAUCAGUUGAAGAACUGAAUACAGACUUGGAUGAAGAAUGAGAAGUGAUUCAAAAAGCUCUGAACUAUAUUACAUAACAUUAUUCACACGAUCUUGUAGACACCUCUUGUCAAUCUUGUUGUGAUUUAUUCAUUACAUUUACUUUUGUAAUUACAUGCCUGAGUUGUGUGGAAGGUUCAAUUAAAGUUCCUCUAGAUCUUUAAACAGAAUAUUUAAAUAACUAGAUUAUUAAUGAUUUAUACAUGUGUUUUAAGGCUCAAUACAUUUGCUCAGCGGUGCUGUAUGAUGUUGAUGGUUUAUUACCAUCAAAAAUAUAAAGAAUGAUUACAAUACUUACAUAAAACAAUUUCAAAAUGGUGAAAAGGUAAAUGUGACUAAAGUGGGAAUAUGAGUUUAAUAUAUUUUAAUA